Molecule: messenger RNA, 891 nt
Organism: Adineta steineri
Lineage: Eukaryota; Metazoa; Rotifera; Eurotatoria; Adinetida; Adinetidae
Source: the annotation of a GenBank genome assembly
AUGAAAGAUUUGAAAUAUAGUAUAUUGAUUUGGUUUAUAAUUACUUUUAUUCCAUCUAUAAUAUCAAUUCGAUUUGGAACAUAUAAUAUUCAAUCGGGUAGUAAUUUUGAGCAUGUUUACAAUUUAACAGAAACUGCUGAAACAAUAAGACGUCUUGAAGUUGAUAUUAUUGCAUUACAAGAAGUCGAUAAUAUAACAAUACGUCAUCCAAUAGAUCAAACAACAUACAUUGCUCAAUAUAAUAAAAAACAACCUUUUCAAUAUUUUCAUUUCGAAAAAAUGAGAAAUUUUCAAAAUGGUGGUUAUGGAAUAUCAAUUUUGUCAAAAGAAACAUCUAUUAAACGUGUAUUAACAUAUCAUUAUAAUAAUACAACAGCCGAACAAUGCACAGUACAAAAGGAAGGUGAUUAUUGUCAAGGUUUUAUAUUAUUUGAAAUUCCAUUUAAAUAUCAAGAUAAUACUAAUUUAUCAAUUUAUUUUGGUACAACUCAUUUAGGUAUCGGUCUAAAUGGUUUACAACAAUUAAAUGAAGCUAAGCAAAUUGUUCAAUGGAUGACUGAUAAUAUUAUAAAUGUUAGUACAAAUCCUUAUAUAAUAUUGAUGACAGGUGAUUACAAUACCAUUCCAAGUGAUGAUUCAAUUAAAAAUGUGAUGCUUUCUUUAUUUGAUGAUUUAUGGACAGCAGAAGAUAUUUGUCAAAAAAUUAUAGAUCCAUCUAAUAUUAAUGGAUAUACAUUUGAUGCAUUGAAUCCAUCGAAACGAAUUGAUUAUAUAUUUAAAUUAAAAAGCUCAAAUUUUCCUGAUCAAAUUAAAUUGAAUUGUAAAAUUCAAGUUGUUUCAACAUUAUCAUCCGAUCAUAGACCAGUUAUAUUAAAUUUUGACUUAUCUUAA